Molecule: messenger RNA, 3432 nt
Organism: Spinacia oleracea (spinach)
Lineage: Eukaryota; Viridiplantae; Streptophyta; Magnoliopsida; Caryophyllales; Amaranthaceae
Product: pentatricopeptide repeat-containing protein At4g02750
Exons: 2
Coding region: 63-2399 (778 amino acids)
Biological process (GO): RNA modification
Molecular function (GO): protein binding; zinc ion binding; RNA binding
Source: RefSeq, a predicted model, not a curated record
UUGAAGUUCAAACUAUACAUUGUUUUUGGUGCCUUCCAUAAAUCUUAAAAUAAACCAGAGUAAUGCGCGGGAAUGGUUGUUGCAGGCGAUUAAUGCAGCACUCCUGUGUUCGUGUUUACAGAAAGCAUUUCUCCACAAUCUCACUAACCAGCACAAGUAUUGUAACUCCAACAAAAUCCAGAAACUUUAACACCCAAAAUCAUUCACAAAACAAAAAUCAACUCCAAACUCCAGUCAGAGAUAUAAUCAAAUGGAACACCCGGAUAACCAAUCACAUGAGAAGAGGCCAUUUCGAAUUGGCCCUCGAACUCUUCAGUAUAAUGCCACAAAGAACUGUAGUUUCUUGGAAUGCAAUGAUUUCUGGGUACUUGUCGAAUCAUCGCUUUAAAGAUGCCCACAAAAUGUUUGAUGAAAUGCCUAAGAGAGACUUGUUUUCUUGGAACUUGAUGUUGAAUGGUUAUGUUCUGUAUCAGAAUCUAGCUUCUGCUAGAUCCUUUUUCGAAACAAUGCCUGAAAGAGAUGUCGUGUCUUGGAAUACAAUGCUAUCUGGGUAUGCCCGUGGUGGGUUUGUAGAUGAGGCUAGGGAAAUGUUUGCAAGGAUGCCAAAUAAGAAUUCUAUAUCAUGGAAUGGAAUGGUAGCUGCUUAUGUACAUAAUGGGAGGGUUGAUGAAGCUGCUGCAUUGUUCGAGUCAAGAGGAGGGUGGAAACUGGUGUCUUGGAAUUGUUUGAUGGGUGGGUAUGUGAAGACCAAUAGGUUGGUUGAAGCAAGGGAACUUUUUGACAGGAUGCCGGAAAGCGAUGAGGUUUCGUGGAAUACUAUGAUAUCGGCUUAUGCUCAAAACGGACAGAUAUCAGAAGCUCAGAGUUUGUUUAUGAGGUGUCCGAGCAGGGAUGUUUUUACAUGGACAUCAAUGGUUUCUGGUUAUAUACGAAAUGGUAUGUUGGAUGAGGCUCGAAGAUCAUUUGAUCAGAUGCCAGAAAAGAGUGUUGUAUCAUGGAAUUCUAUAAUUACAGGAUAUGUACAUAAUAAGAGAAUAGAUGUAGCUAGGGAACUGUUCGAGUCAAUGCCUACUCGUAGUAUUAGUUCUUGGAAUACGAUGAUUAGUGGCUAUGCACAAAGGGGUGAUGUUGCAGAAGCUAGGAGUUUGUUCAAUAAGAUGCCACAACGAGAUUCUAUUUCAUGGUCAGCAAUGAUUGCUGGUUAUGCUCAAAGUGGUCAUAGUGAGGAGGCUUUUCAUCUUUUUGUAGAGAUGAACAGAAAUAGAGAACGGUCAAAUAAAUCGGUGUUUACCUGCGUUUUAAGCACGUGUGCUGAUACUGGUGUUCUAGAAUUAGGUAUGCAAAUGCAUGGGCAAGUCACGAAAAUAGGAUAUGAAAGUGCAACCUAUGUAGGAAAUGCAUUGGUUGCUAUGUAUUGCAAGUGUGGAAGCAUUGAAAAAGCAAACUGUGUAUUUCAGGGAAUAAUUGAAAAGGAUACUGUUUCAUGGAAUACUAUGAUUGCUGGUUAUGCAAGACAUGGGUUUGGCAGAGAAGCUCUGAUAGUAUUUGAGUCAAUGACUAAAUCUGGGGCUAGGGCCGAUGAUACAACCAUGGUAGCCGUGCUGUCAGCCUGUGCUCAUGCUGGUUUAGCUGACAGAGCCAAACAAUAUUUCUAUGCUAUGUACCCUGAUUAUGGCUUAGUUCCUAGCCCACGACACUAUACAUGUAUGAUUGAUCUUCUUGGCCGAGCAGGAAGGUUAGACGAAGCCCAGAAUUUGGUGAAUAACAUGCCAUUUUCACCAGAUGCUGCAACUUGGGGUGCUUUGCUUGGUGCAGCUAAGGUACAUGGGAACAUUGAGCUUGCAGAAAAGGCUGCAGAGAAUAUAUUUGAAAUGGAGCCUGAUAAUUCAGGAAUGUAUGUGCUUCUUUCGAAUUUAUAUGCAGCUUCAGGCAGAUGGUAUGAUGUUCAGCAAAUGAGACUGAAAAUGAGGGACAAAGGGGUGAAAAAGGUUCCUGGGUAUAGUUGGCUUGAAGUGCAAAACAAGAUCCAUACAUUUGCAGCUGGAGAUACUAACCACCCAGAAAAGGACAGGAUAUAUGCGUUCUUAGAAGAGUUGGAGUCAAGGAUGAAGCAAGAUGGAUAUGUUUCAUCCAUAAAGUUGGUGUUACAUGAUGUUGAUGAGGAGGAAAAAGAGCAUAUGCUCAAAUAUCAUAGUGAAAGACUAGCUGUUGCUUAUGGGAUUUUGACUUUACCGAAGCACAAACCAAUACGCGUUAUGAAAAACCUGAGAAUUUGCGAAGAUUGCCAUACAGCUAUUAAGCACAUCUCGAAGCUUGAAGGACGGUUGAUAAUAGUAAGGGAUUCUAAUCGGUUUCACCACUUUAAGCAAGGAGUAUGUUCUUGUGGGGAUUAUUGGUGAGAAUGAAGAGAUCGAAGUUGGAAAUAGUAAAGAAUAUUAGCAGUUGCUUCUGGAAUCUAUUGUGUGCCUAUUUUUAACUAAGAGUUGACCAGUAUUGGAUGACACUCACACUCUUUGGAUGGUAAGGUCAAUGUCAGAUAUUUGCUGAAAUAUGACUGGGCAGUUUUUGAUAUGCCUGCAGCGAUUAUAAUCGCUAUCAAAUUAAGUUAUAAAUCUGGUCUGAGGCAGAAGCUGUAUUCUUUGUUUCCCCAUGAAGUGAUAUACAGAUAUUUGAAUACAGAGACAUGGGAAAAUUUCCAAGCAACAAUGUCAGUCACCUGAGCAAGUUUUCAGAGAAAUUUUAAUUUUAUACUUGCUUGCAAGUGUUCUACUGAAAUGAGUGAUCACUUAUAUCUGUAAUUCCUUUCUUUAUGGUGAAUUGGUGUUUGCUAGUUCUGAUAUAGUUCAGAUUACACAUAUUGAGAGUUGUGGCAAUUUGAUGAGCUGGUUUUACUGGUUCAAGAGUUAAUACUGCUGGUGGUGGUGGUGGUGAAUGGGAUGAUGUUCUUUGCAGUUCUUGUUUUGUUGGAAAUUUUGGGAUAUCUCUGCUGCUGCUCUUAUAUGCAGUAUGCUCAGCAGUUAGUAUCAUAUUUUCUGAUACUUAAUUAGCUCUCUUAAUCAGUCUUAGAUGCAGGAAAGAAUUCUGAUUUGUUACCUAAUUACCUAUUGUAAUCAGAUGCAAUGGUGCAAGUGAGGUAUAUGUGAUGCUGCUGUUUUGUGGUCCUUAGCUUUUGAAGUCCAGAACUGUUCGGACAGAGAACGAAAAGGAAGCAACUGCCCCGGUGCCUAGAUUCUCUAUUAAGCAUAAAUUAGUGACACUAUGCAGAUGAAGAGUUCCGUCCUCAACUCUUUCCAGUAGGAUGGGUUGAGGAUGAAUACAGAUGCAUUACAUGGUUCGAUACUUCGAUGUUAUACACUUAUUUCAAAUUUGUACAUGUUUUUUGGUUUUAAUAAAAUAGAUUUUAAUUGCAAAAAAAGAAGCUCAAUACCAGUA